Anoplopoma fimbria (sablefish) is the source of this 569-nucleotide messenger RNA. Its product is annotated as histone H3-like. Gene Ontology annotation, cellular component: nucleosome. Bases 69 to 569 code for a protein of 166 amino acids. Gene Ontology annotation, molecular function: DNA binding; protein heterodimerization activity; structural constituent of chromatin. Lineage: Eukaryota; Metazoa; Chordata; Actinopteri; Perciformes; Anoplopomatidae. The record is from RefSeq and is a predicted model, not a curated record. The transcript has a single exon.
AGCCGCUGUUCCCGCUCUCACAGCAUUCGUUCUUGAUCUGUGAGCACAGAGCAGACUGAUAAAUCACGAUGGCCAGAACCAAGCAGACCGCCCGUAAGUCCACCGGAGGAAAAGCUCCCAGGAAGCAGCUGGCGACCAAAGCCGCCCGUAAGAGCGCCCCGGCCACCGGCGGAGUGAAGAAGCCCCAUCGCUACAGGCCCGGUACCGUGGCUCUGAGGGAGAUCCGUCGCUACCAGAAGUCCACCGAGCUGCUGAUCCGCAAGCUGCCCUUCCAGCGCCUCGUCAGGGAGAUCGCUCAGGACUUCAAGACCGACCUGCGCUUCCAGAGCUCCGCCGUCAUGGCUCUGCAGGAGUCCAGCGAGGCUUACCUGGUCGGUCUGUUCGAGGACACCAACCUGUGCGCCAUCCACGCCAAGAGGGUCACCAUCAUGCCCAAAGACAUCCAGCUGGCCCGCCGCAUCCGCGAGAGAGGGCUUAACCUGACCGAGACCCGCACACACACAACGGCUCUUUUAAGAGCCACACACACGCACCUGAGAGAGCUGCAGGGCCUGAUUUAUGUACAAUAA